Periconia digitata is the source of this 1226-nucleotide messenger RNA. The record is from the annotation of a GenBank genome assembly. NCBI's taxonomy places the organism in Eukaryota, Fungi, Ascomycota, Dothideomycetes, Pleosporales, Periconiaceae.
CGUCUAAUUCGCAUUCUUGUCACUGUCGUGGUUGCAGCCACAAAACCCGCAAUGGCAGAUUCGGACUCUUUUAUUUCCCUUUUGCUGGAAGGCAGACAGUCGAUUCAGCUCGACCAGAGGGGCGUCGAUGGCGCCCACCCAACUUUCAAAGUCAAGAUGGAGGAUACCUCCAGCCCCAUCACGCUGGUCAUUCCCGGUUAUGAGACAUCCACACGAAGCUUUAACCUCCGGCACGCUCUGCAAUGUGGUAUCUUGGAUCUUAUCGAGGCCGAGUCGCGCACCAGAAUCGCAGUUCCUCGAAAUGAAGUCGAAGCGGGAGAACUUUUUAUCGAAGCAGACGUCCGCUGGACAAAGUUUACCCUGAAACUCGACCCCCAAAACGAGUUCUGGAAUGAGUUACUCGCCCCUGGACAUAAGUACGAGAUACGCUGGGCACAUGGCGAAAACGCGCCGUGGGCAUAUCGAGGGCAAAUCCAUCAGGAUGCGGCCGAGCGAUUGCCCGUACGACUUGGCGAGCACCCCAUCACGUAUGAAGUCCUCGAUAGUGCAGCAAAACCGCUCCGGUUCCACGCAUCUGUCGCUCCAACAGACAAGGUGUGCCAUUUAACCGGCGAACCCCGUUUCGGAUUCAACAUCAAAGUCACAUCUCAUAACGAUGACAUCCUCACUGUAAACUUGAAUAAUACGCCUCUUAGACUACUCCAAACCCUAGAGGAUAUAGUCCAUGUAGAGGACGAAGACGGCCAAGAAUUUGAGUGGAGCUUUAGUAUCGGAUGCUGGGAGUCAGAGGGGCCCGAGCCGUUUCCUUCUGACGGAAUGUUCGAGGAGUUCAAGCCCGGCGUGCCGUAUGAAGAGACAUAUUGGCUAACUAACGAUAGCGGGGAUCUUGGAAGCUUGGAGUCAGGAAAGACGUACAGGGGUGAGCUGAGCACGAGCUUGAUGAGGUCAUUCACUGAGAAUAUGAAAGGGACGAAAAAAGAGCUCUUAGCAGGAAGCGAGCAAGAGAAGAAAAAGCGGUGGGCCAGAUGUACUAAAACAGUCCUUCUCGAGGUGUCGGACCCAUUCACCUUUAAGGCGGUGUAGGCUUACAUAUCCCAUAGUACUGUGAAUCUAGAAUGUUACCUAUAGAGUUCAAUAGAGUGUGUGCAAUAGUAGGGUCGGAGGUUCACGCUCCGCAAUGGUUGCAGCGGAUUCGCGGUCAUUCACCCCGAUACCAGUGUUUCUCC